This is a messenger RNA of Entrophospora candida, 145 nucleotides long. The record is from the annotation of a GenBank genome assembly. Lineage: Eukaryota; Fungi; Glomeromycota; Glomeromycetes; Entrophosporales; Entrophosporaceae.
UCAAAUUAGCUUGAUUACACAUGAAAACACAAAUGUAUAUGGAUUAGAUUAUAUUCAAUUAAUCUUAGAUUUACAGUUCCACAUUCGUACUUAUAUAGAGUAUCAUUAUGCACAGUAUGUAAGUGAAGUCAUAAGGAUGAGAAAA